Messenger RNA from Nannizzia gypsea CBS 118893, 1473 nucleotides. RefSeq names its product NsdD protein. NCBI's taxonomy places the organism in Eukaryota, Fungi, Ascomycota, Eurotiomycetes, Onygenales, Arthrodermataceae. The transcript is spliced from 3 exons. The record is from RefSeq and is a predicted model, not a curated record. Gene Ontology annotation, molecular function: zinc ion binding; sequence-specific DNA binding. The coding region runs from base 1 to 1473 and encodes 490 amino acids. Gene Ontology annotation, biological process: regulation of DNA-templated transcription.
AUGGCGACUGGACUCACUGCCUCUUCGACUUCUACUCAUAUCUUCCAUCGACAGUCCUCCACCAUGUAUCACAGCAAUCAGCCUCAGUAUAACUUCUCUCCUUCCACUCACCAUCAACCGCCUCCACCUCCGCCAUCAUCCAGGUCGUCGGCAGAAAUAUCCCCCUCGACUCGUCCGCAUAGACUAGCCGAUGUUCCAAGUACCGGCGUAAAGUCGCUACCGUCCAUCCACGAAGCACUCGGAAAGAGCAAUCCUCUACCAUACCCUCAUUCCCAGCCGUCAGUAUGCGGCCCCUCGCAGACACCGGGCCACAUUGCGCCUUCAUCAAAUCUCAUGACUGGGCCUAGUGCAGAAGGGCCUAGUGGACCAUCAAACCCAUUCUCAUCAACAAACUCUUCAGCACCGUCCCUGCGAGAUUCUAUCCUUAACUCACAACACCAUCCGUCUGCUCCAUCUCAGUCCGAAGGCUCAAUAAUGUCCCAGGACUCGCACGCCCGAUCUAUACACUCGAUAGGAUCGGAGAAAUCAUCUACUAGAGGCUCGGUUGCUGACAGGUCGUCGAUAUGUACUUCACACGCACCUAGCUUUGACAUGCUAUCUACAACUUCUACCGCUGUAUCUUCGCCAUCUAGCUACGUAUCGCCAGUGGGCUUCAACCCGUCAUCUUAUUCAUCCCACCGCAGUGGCCCGGCUUCACAAACUUUCCCUCCACCGUCCUUUGAAACCAGACCUUCCCAUUCGACGUGGAAUUUUGGUGCUUCAGACCAUACCUCAAUGGACAGUGUCAAGUCGAUGCAGAGAAGCAAUGGAUUACCAUACUGUGAUGCGGUCAAGAGACACCUUGAUGAUUACGACGUCCGCGCAUCUCUCAAUGAGGUCCGAGACACGAGUUCCCGGACGCUAGAUAUACUUCGACCAUAUUCCCAACGUCCCCAACCUAGGACAGAGUCAAUCGACCCAGCUAGCUUGAUGCCCUCGCUAGCUGAAAUCGACGAAUUGCUCCACUUGCAUCGCCACACGGCAGAGAUUCUCGAAAGAAUCCGUUCGGCCGCAAUCUCCCAUGAACAUUCUCUAAACGAACAGCGGAGUCACCAGCAAAUCUUUAAAACAGAUUAUACCCGCGAGAAAGAGCGGAUGCCCAUGUACGCCGACGAGUACAAAAACGGAACCACCUUGGCAAGUGGCAACACUCACAUCAUGAAUGGGUCUAGCAUCGAAAAGAAGCGCAGGAAAGCUGCCCCACCUGGCCGCUGUCAUAGCUGCAAUCGUGCCGAAACCCCUGAAUGGCGCAGAGGCCCUGAUGGUGCACGAACACUCUGUAAUGCUUGCGGGCUUCACUACGCCAAACUCACCCGCAAACAGGGUAUGAACAAGUCAACUUCAUCUACCGCUCCCACCUCUCAGAUGGCCAUGGCUGCAAGUAAUAUUCGGCCCAGAGCUGGUGUUGGCCGAUCAUCGCCUCUCCAGCCUUGA